AUGGCUUUUCAUAUUCGAGCAUUUCGAGCUUCUCUGGUUGUCUCAGCCUCUCUCUCUCUCCUCUCCUCCCCGUUGCCCAUGAUUCCAAACAAUCCUCACCGGGCCUUCAAUCUCAACCGUGGUAUCAUCCUCCGCCCCCUUUUCCCUGACCAGUUCGUCUUGAUUUGUCUUCCCCUCGUUCCGCCAAACACCGUCUUCGAUAUUGCUAGCGUCGUCCCCUCUCCUGUCUCGCUUUUGAUGUCUUAUCCACAGAUUAGGAAACAGAUCGCAAUGGUCCGUUUUCGUGAGGAGCGUCGCCAACUAGGAAAAUUUAAGGGCCCGAGCCAAGGAAAUAGUAGGAACAAGAUGAAAUAG
Messenger RNA from Colletotrichum godetiae, 354 nucleotides. RefSeq lists its product as uncharacterized. The coding region runs from base 1 to 354 and encodes 117 amino acids. Lineage: Eukaryota; Fungi; Ascomycota; Sordariomycetes; Glomerellales; Glomerellaceae. The transcript has a single exon. The record is from RefSeq and is a predicted model, not a curated record.